AGAACGUCUUUGGUAGUAACACGAAAGCACGUUUAUGUUUCGCGCCGUGGCUUGUGAACUGGAACUGACCAAUGUGCGGCGUCGAAAGCCCAGCCAAUCCAAUCCGUUGGCAACGCGUUGCAUUGUUUUGUUUUGGCGUCGUGCUCCCUUGAGCGACAAAUUGCCGUCGUGCGCGGUGUCUGCGGCGCCGUUUCUUUGCAGUUUCGUGCUUCGGUCUGUCUCACUUGGCGAAGCGGGCCCCGCCUUCUCCCGCCUGCAAAAGGAGGCCUCGUUGAACGACCGGCACUUGCGAGACUGCCCUUUCUGUUCUCUGCGUCGCCUCAGCAAACCAACGCCAGUGAUCGCGACGCUAUGCUCUAGAGGCCGUUUGCCGCGACCGCGCGAGGCGGGGCACCAGCGACCGGAAUGGCCCUCGCCAAGCUGUACCGGGCCGUGACCAAGAUGAAACAACCGUUUCGCUUCCUGGCCCACCUGUCCUUCUGCGGGUUGAUCAGCGGCUUUCUAUUCGUGCUGACCGGCGUGCUGCUGCUCGCUUUCUUCGGGUCCAACAUUCGCGAGGAUGAGGUGAUCAAGCGAAUACCAACGUGGAUUGGCAUCAUUGCCACUGGCAGCGGGAUCAUGUUCCUCUUUGUGGGCGUCACUCUGACCAUUUUGCUGUGCAAGCUCUUCCACCAGCAGGCAGCCAGAGAGGGAGAUAACAUGCACAUCCAACAUUUCCCAUCACAGCCGGGCCUAUACCCAGUUCAGGCUACGAACGGUGAUGCAUCCGGCGACGCGCAGGACACAGCAGAGACCGAGAAGCUCACCUGAUUCUGCUGCAGGCUACAUCUGGCCAGGGAAUUUGGCUUGGCUUGGAAGCUGACUCUGGUGGUUAUCUUGUUUGCUGGCCUGUUGAUCUGUUUCUUUCCUUGUCGCACUUGCUGGUGUCUUUUGUGGGCCAUUCCAUUUGGGCACCUCUUAUAUUUGCAUGCUAGUAGUUGUUUUGCCAUAUCUUAGAGUGGUGAUGUACUUUGCCCCACGAGCUUUUUUCUGUCUCUGGAGAAUGGCGUCCUUCCAGUAGCAUCAGCAUCAAUUGGUCGAUGCCUGCGAUUUGCUAGCUUGGCCAUGACGUGAGAUGAUACGAAUGAGUCUAGUGCGCGAGAGAUCGACCGGAUACACAUCAGCGGGCAACUGGUCUUGGUAACAUUAACAGGUCGCUUGUUCGUUAAUCCGUAAGCAGAGUUUCUAUCGUGAAAUUUGCUGACCUGUUGUCAGUUUUUUUUUUCACAUGGCUUUGCAUUUGUAGGCGAGUGAUAAGUUUGGUAAUUAGCUCCCAGUUGAUUGCACGUAAGAGAAAGCAGUGUUUGAAGCACAUAGACGCAGGUAUUGUGGCACCUGUGUGUUCCAUGCUAUUCCCCAAAAUGCUUUUUCUUUUUUCCAAAAUCAUUAAGCAACCUGCCAAAGUUUGUCUUCAUUAGGCUUUAAUAGCGGUGCAGUGUGACAGUUCUUUAUGUACAGAAAACAGACAGCUGAUGUUUAGGCAAAAUUAACUUCCUUGACUUCAUCUGUAUUUUUCAACUAAAGUUACUGACAACAUGUAUCAGGCCUUCCUCUAUUAAAUGAAGAUGCAUAAAUAGGCAUGCAUACCUCAGAGAUAAAAUAUUGAUUAGGUGCUCCGUGUCAGUGCAGCACUCACCAUCCACCACCAGAAUGUUAUGCAUCGCCACAAUAUUUUAUUUUUGGGUGCUAUGUUGAUGCUACUGUCCCUGACGCACAAUGAUCAAAACGAUCAGUAGCUGCCGCUGUUGAUAAUGGAGCCUUGUUUUUAGUACCAAAAUUGUGUGAAUCUCUGUUGCGUUUAUUUGUUAAAUGUCGUGCAUGUUUGCAAACGCAACUGUGAAAGUUGUCGAACAGAUUGUGGAUAAAAUGACAUCUGUAGUCCUUGGCUAGACACUCCCCGUGUUGCGAGAUGCCAUUUGUGUGGGUGUUCGGUCAGAUUUGCAUAGACAAAUUCAGACAAGUUGGGGUGUUCAAAGAAUACAGCAGUGUUUGAAAGCUGCACUUUGAGUAGCAAGAAUGUCCACAUAUGUGUGUUUUGAUUGCAUUGUUUUGCUUGCUCUUGCUCCGAGUGACGUCUGUGAACUGAGAGGUGUACUACACUUAUUAUGAAAGGCUCUCUCCUUCACAGUUCUCUUUUUUGAUUUGAUUUGAACACCCUGCUCAGGCUGUAACUUAGCCUUCCAGCAGUCUUCUGAGGAAUCGACAGUUUUAUACAAUGCCAUUCAUUGUGUUCAUCUGGUAACAAUGACUUCAAGGAAUUGUUGAUUAGAGUACUUGUAGUUAAGUUGCAGCGUUUGUCUACUGAAACUCAGUUGUCAUUUACUGCAUUGAACUGGGCUGCUGUCAGACCAAAAAGAAACAUGAGCGGGUAAGAACGAGCUAGAAUACAGGUUCGUUCUGGCAUUCACAAGUGUGUUGUUCUGGUGCGAUCCAUUCUAUGAUAUGCUUUAGGUAUAGGAGUGUGUCUCCCAGUCGGCAAUGCAUUGAUGCUGCAUCGUAUUUUCGAUCGAGUAUGUGUAAAUGCUAUUGUGCUCAAUCUUUUCCAAUGUACAUUUUAUUCUGGCCUUGUAGUCUGACAUUCUAGCUGCCUCUUAAGGAUAAUGAAUGAUGGUUGGGUAAGAUAGAGUGGUUAGAACACAGAUAGUAAUAAAUGAAGUUUCUCCACUACGUGUUGGUCGGACAAAUCUCGCACACUUAGCGAUGGCCAAGCACUGAAACCUGAGCACGCGCUUCAUGUGUAGGCUUGCAACCUAUGUUAGACAAAAAAAAAGACAGACAAUAAAUAGGGUGGAGGGGCAAAUAUCAUUUAAACGAAAAGCAAGUUGUGAAAAAUACUUAUGUACAACCUGAAUCGCAACUUUUCCGUAAUUGUUAUGCUUCGUGUUUAUGCCACUUUACGAAAGGCUGUUGGAAUAUGUGCAGCAGUCGUGCUUAUUAUAAACUUUAAAAUGCACUGUUGGACCUUUACCCGUGUUUGGUCUUGAGAACUCAAGCAUAACCUGCAUUUUAGUUUGUUUCUUAAUUCCCUGUGAAACUGGAGUUGUUCUCGCAGCAUGCAUUUUUCAUUUGUUGACACAAGGGCAAGGGGAAAAUGAGUAAACGUAUGUCGGGUUUAUCCUGCAAAAGACGACGUCUACGUAAGGCUGGUAGUGCCACUCAAAAACCACACAAGUGGCAACCCUACUUUUGUGUCUCGUUCACUGUGCAGCCAACGAAAACUUGCCAUAGGAACUGGCUUUUGACUUGCAGAGCACCUCUUGCGAGGUCUAACAUGUUCUCCGUUGCUACUGUCCUUGAUGCAAUAUCAGAGCAGUGGCAUUCGCCAUGUUACGUUUCAGCGACAAUGUUCCUUCAAACUUUUGAGAAAAAUGAACAACUUAAGUGACAGUCUGCCAUUGCUGGAAAGGUCCAAUUGACCCCACUCGAAGGUAGGAUUGCAGCUGGUGACUUCAUUUGUUAUUCCUCAGUACUUUUACAGCCAUUUCUCAGUCAUUUAAUCUUAGCCCAAUUGAAGGCAUUACACAUUUCUCCUGAUGUGCAUAAUUUAUAUCCUGUUGCCAUGUCUUAUGGGCAAGGCAUGUCCUAACAUAGUCAUGCGAUUUACCUCAUUAUUACAGAAAGCUUUCUCACUGCAUGAUAUCUCCGUCUGUUUGUUUUGCAUAAACUGAGUUCUAUUGAAAUGUGCCAUCAUAAUCACCUCCAGAGCUUGGCUGUCUUGAAAAUUAACUACGUCUCGGUACUAUAUCUGCACAAGACUGCCCUUUGCUUCAACGUUUGAAAAAUUAGGCUGUCACCAUUGUCUUGUAAACUGCUGCCAUCGCAGGUUGCGAGAUUCUUGGGAAGGAAAGAAAACUUGUGUUCAGUGUUUCGUUCUCUUUCUUUCCCAACAAGCGGGAAACAUUGCUAUCUCCCUCACAGUUUCUUUGUAGAAUUGAUUAUCAUGGGAUCAUUUUGAUAACAUGUCCCUGCUUGAGACUUUUAAAUCUUAAACUCCAGCCAAUUAGCGAGCCACAUUGUGGGUGAAAUGCAUGCCGAUUGGUAUACACAAACAUUUUGAGCCACAACACAAAGUUGUGUUUGAUAAAUGCCUUUGGCACAGGUCAAUGAGCAGGUUGUUCAAAUUUGUGUGUGCAGAUGUUGAUGCACAAGGCUUACUCACUAUAGCUCAUAGCGGAUGUGAAAAGUGUUGUGAGUGUUCAUUUUUUCGCUAGUGUUGAUAGGAUGUCUUGCGCAUUCUUGGAAUCUUUUUAAAUCUUGCAGUGAUCAUGUAAUGGGCUCUUCUCUACAGAACAUGUUGCUGAGUAUUGUCCGUUUCACUUUUACCUUCUUACGUACAGUGCUAAAAGGACAUAAUAUGGCAAGAAGCGCAGAAACGGGACAAAGAUGAGAGAAACGGAUAACACGAGCUAUGUCAGGUUAGCAGUGCAUGUGUCGACCGUUUUUGUUAUCUCUGUUCCAUUUUCUUUCUGUUUUGCCGCAUUACGUUGCCAUACCAACAAGCCUGGCUAACAACUAUGCUGCAAAAAAAAAAAAGAUGCAACGAGGGCUCCACAUUCAGUGCCAUUGAUUUUUGUCCUGGCUCACAUAGUGAUCAAAGCAUCCUCAGACAGUAACAGCACCGCACAAUUUUCCACCAUUCAUAAUAGCACAAUGUGAGUGAAUUGUUUUGUUUUACACGAUAAGGAAGUCUCUCUUCUCAAGGUCUCCAUGCCUUUGUGAUUUAGAACAGUGGGGCACUAUAAAUACCUCAUGAAUCGCUUCAUAACCGAACAUAUUUCAAGCAGAUUACUUCACCCUCUAGAUGCUGAAAACAAGUUUUGGCUGGCAACAGGAAAAAAUGAAUGAAGGUGGAUGUACACAGGAAGUGGACAGCAUCUUGCAUCUCACUUGCAAGUUGAGGCCUCGACAGCCUCACACUUGGUUAAAGGUGUGGUCGUCUGGUGUUGCCAGAGAGCUUCAUACAUUAUUUGGUGUGUUGCAAAUGUAGUUGCCUGCUCUUAAAGGCUCUACAGGGAGUGUAAUUGGCCCUUUUUGGCCAACUACGCUGUGUAGUGUCAGGAACUACCAAAAAGGACCACAGCUAUUGCUAAUAUUCACAGUGCUUUCUUGAUUGUUGUGUCUUUCGCAAAUUUGGCCAACUAACAGUGUGUAAAUCAAGGGGUUUGACAAAAAGACAUACACAGCACUCUUCUAUGUUACGUCACUUCUUUUGUGCGCUGGUGUGGACUGUAGAGAAAAUUACACUUCUAGUGGCUCUAGGGCAUGUCAGUCCUCAAGUACAUUUGAGAAUAGCUAUAUUGCAUCUUACUGGAAAAAACGCCAGAAAAAUGCAUUUGCAGCCCGAGAUACCAUAGAUUAUAUUACGUAUGUGGGCAGUUUCGUUAUACAUUUUGAGUUGCCUUCUUAUGUGGCUUUGCAAAAAGGAAACUCAUAAUAGUCUUUCACAACCAAUCUGAGAUCAUGUAGGUUAGGGAUAUUGCACUUGUUCAUUUGAUGCUUCAUCCUCAUUUUCUCUAUACAAUGUGCAACAUGAGCUUUAAGAAACCUACUUCUGUGCCGUGACACAUUUUUGUUUUUGAAACCGCAAUGAACAUGAUUAUUUUUGCAUUGUGCAAAUGAUGAAAACCCUGUAUUUACACACCCAUACUUGGGAUUCCAAGAAUGGAACUGAGGGACAUUGUAUAGGCGCAGAAAUAAUUUUGGAACUGAGAUGUUUGUCACUAGUGUUUCAGACAGUGGGAUUUCCUUUUUCUUCGGUGCAACUCUUUGAGUGAAACAUUUGUUCCUAUUGUGUGUGCACGUUUGUAGUUUUGGGCUGUGGCAUGCGUGAACUGCUGUGAUAUGUCAAAAGGGUGAAAAUCCACACUUCAUGAACUGGUGAACCUGUCAUAAAAACUCGACGAAUCUGUGAUUGUCAUGAGAGGAGAGAGUCUGCGUGGGCACACCAUUAUCCAAACGCAACUGUCAAAGACAAAUGUACAUUUUUCCUGUGCUUAUAUACACUUUGGUCGUUUAAUUAAGGUGUCUUUCCUCAUUGUAGUAUAUUUAGUCACCCCUCUUCAUGUACAAGUUAAUCCCAUGUCAAAUAAAAUCUGUGCUUACAUGCAACUAA
Messenger RNA from Dermacentor andersoni, 6151 nucleotides. RefSeq lists its product as uncharacterized. Lineage: Eukaryota; Metazoa; Arthropoda; Arachnida; Ixodida; Ixodidae. The record is from RefSeq and is a predicted model, not a curated record.